AUGGAAAAUCUCUGCUUCAUCUUCUUCUCUCUCACAGCUAUUACUACUUUCUUCUUCUUCAUUGCCCAAUUCCUAUGGAGUCGAAGAUUACCUCCAAGCCCUAGGUCUCUUCCGAUCAUUGGCCAUCUUCACCUCAUUAAGAAGAAUCCUUUACCACAAGCUCUGCAUCUCCUCUCUUCAAACUACGGCCCGGUUCUCUUCCUCAAAUUCGGAUUCCGUUCUGUUUUAACCCUCUCUUCUCCAGAUUCCAUCGAAGAAUGCUUCACCAAUCACGACCAAACCCUCGCGAAUCGACCCAGAACCAUCACUUCCGAUCAUUUCAGCUACGGCUACAAAAACUUCGGUUUCGCUCCUUACGGCGAUCUCUGGCGAACUCUCCGCCGUCUCUCCACUCUCGAGGUCUUCUCCUCCUCCAGCCUCCAGAAGAACGCUUUCAUCAGAAACGAAGAAGUCUCGAAUCUAUGCUCGAUUCUCUACAGAUUAUCCCCUGACAAAGUGGAUCUCAAGUAUCGAUUCACUCUUCUCACUGUUCACGUCAUGCUCAGAUUAGUCUCCGGGAAUCGUGGAAACGAUCCGGAAUCGGAGAAGAGGUUCUUGGAUGAUUUCAAAUCGAGGUUUUUCUCGAGCAUGUCGAUGAGUGUAUGCGAUUAUUUCCCAGUGUUGAGGUGGAUUGGGUACAAAGGAAUUGAGAAGAGAGUGAUUGAGAUGCAGAAGAUGAGAGAUGAGUAUCUUCAACGACUUGUCGACGAAGUUCGAACGAAGAAAUUCGAUUCAAGUAGUGGUUCUUUAGUGGAGAGAUUCUUGCGUCUUCAAGAAACAGAACCAGAGUUUUACUCGGAUGAUGUUAUCAAAGGAAUCGUAGUGUUGAUGUUCAAUGCAGGAACUGAUACUUCAGCGUUGACAAUGGAAUGGGCAAUGUCUGUUUUACUGAAUCAUCCUGAUAAGCUUGAGAAGCUUAGAGAAGAGAUCAAAGCUAAUGUUAAGCACAAUGGGAUUAUACAAGACUCUGAUCUUUCGAGGUUACCUUACCUUCGAUGUGUUAUCUAUGAGACACUUAGGUUAUACCCUGUAGCUCCACUAUUGCUUCCUCACUACUCAUCUAAGAGAUUUAACUUAGGUAGCUACGAGAUUCCGGAAAAUACAAUGUUGUUGGUCAAUGCUUGGGCUGUUCAUAGGGACGGUGAGUUUUGGGAAGAUGUAGAUGUUUUUAAGCCAGAGAGAUUUGAAGGGUUUGUUGGCGAUAGAGAUGGUUUUAGGUUCUUGCCGUUUGGAGUUGGGAGGAGGGCGUGUCCUGCCGCUGGACUUGGAAUGCGCGUAGUGGCGCUAGCUGUUGGAGCGUUGGUUCAGUGUUUUGAGUGGGAGAAAGUAGAAGAAGGAGAAAUAGACAUGAAACCUGUGUUUAGUGUGGGAAUGUCUAAGGCUGAGCCGCUUGUCGCAUUAGCUAAGCCAUGGCCUGAAAUGGUUCCGAUCUUGUCUCAUCUCUAG
Arabis nemorensis is the source of this 1485-nucleotide messenger RNA. The record is from the annotation of a GenBank genome assembly. NCBI's taxonomy places the organism in Eukaryota, Viridiplantae, Streptophyta, Magnoliopsida, Brassicales, Brassicaceae.